Messenger RNA from Colletotrichum siamense, 1176 nucleotides. RefSeq names its product Norsolorinic acid reductase A (gene aflE). The record is from RefSeq and is a predicted model, not a curated record. NCBI's taxonomy places the organism in Eukaryota, Fungi, Ascomycota, Sordariomycetes, Glomerellales, Glomerellaceae. The transcript has 4 exons. Bases 1 to 1176 code for a protein of 391 amino acids.
AUGUCCUUCUUCGAAUACCCCCCGAAACCAAAGUCCUCCCUAGGCUACCAUCGCAUCCUCUCCCCGACAGCCUCCGUGAAGGUCUCCCCAAUCUGCCUCGGCGGUAUCGGCAUCGGCCACUCCUGGUCCUCAAUCUUCGGCAAGAACGAAGACCCCUUCGCCCUCCUCGACGCAUACUUCGCCCUCGGCGGCAACUUCAUCGACACCUCCAACAUCUACAACUCAGAAGACUCGGAGCGCCUCAUCGGAGAAUGGAUGGAGAAGCGUGGCGUGCGGGACCAGAUCGUCUUGGCCACCAAAUACACCGCGGGUUUCCGCUCGUACAACCGCGAGAAAGAACCACUGCAGAGUAAUUUCACAGGGAAUUCGGCCAAGAGCAUGCACAUCUCCGUCCGAGAGAGUUUGAAGAAGCUGAGGACGGACUACAUUGAUGUAUUGUACGUGCACUGGUGGGAUUGGGCCACAGGCGUGGAGGAGGUUAUGAGGGGCCUGCAUGCGCAUGUCAUGGCGAAGGAGGUGCUGUAUCUGGGUGUGUCGAACACGCCGGCGUGGGUUGUUGUCAAGGCGAACGCAUUCGCCCGCGCCAACGGUCUCACGCCCUUCUCGGUCUACCAAGGACGCUGGAACGCCGGCUUUCGCGACAUGGAAGCGGAGAUCAUCCCAAUGUGCGAGGAUCAAGGCAUGGCCAUCGUUCCUUGGGCUGCUCUCGGCGGCGGCAAGUUCCUGACGGCUGGAGAAAGAGAGGCGCGCGACAAGGACCCCGACGCACGCAAGUCCUCUCACGGGCAGGAGGUCUCGGUCGCUCUCUGCGAGGCGCUCGAAAAGAUUGCAAAAGAGAAGGGCGCGACUCUUCGAUCGAUCGCUCUAGCUUAUCUGUUCCAUCAAUCUCCUUACGUCUUCCCAAUCAUCGGCGUCAACACUGUCGCCCACGUCGAGGCCAUCCCCGAAGCAAUUGGCAUCGAGCUCUCCAAAGCAGAUAUCGAUCUCAUCCACGAAGCCUCCCCGUUCGAUCCGCGAUUCCCGAUGAACUUUGCGUUUGGUUACAUGAAGGGCGGGAAGUAUGACUUGAGUCUCACGGCUGCGGAUAACCAGCAGUACACUAUCGCGGCGUGGAUCGAUGCGCCGCCGAAGCCAUUGCCAUACAAACCUAGGAAGGUCUCGGAGACGGAGGCUUAG